AUGGAUGAUCGUGCCAUAGAUGCAAUUUUCUUGGGAUGUCUAGAAAAUCUUCCUCCAGUGAGUUCCAAAAUAGUUCGGAUUUUCACAAGUUCCACUUUUACAGAUAUGUCAAUGGAGAGAAAUGCGCUCAUGGAAGAAGUUUAUCCUCGAAUCAAGGAUUUCUGUCGGGAAAAACAUGGCCUUGAAUUUCAGGUUGUUGACAUGCGUUGGGGUGUAAGAGACGAAGCUACGGACGAUCAUAUGACGACGGAUCUGUGUAUGAGAGAAAUUGAGAAUUGCCAAAGAUUGUCCAUGGGCCCCAAUUUUGUGACAUUCCUGGGGCAAAAGUAUGGAUACCGGCCCAUACCGACCAUCAUUGACGGAAAGGAAUUUCGAUUAAUCAGAGACGUACUAAGUCUUAUGUCAUUAGAUACAUCCCUUUUGGAUCGGUGGUACCGAGAGGAUACCAAUGCAGUGCCAUCGGUCUUUGUUCUACAACCAAUCAGCUCUAUUCUCGUUCAUUUCAAUAACAAGCGCGCCCCAAAGCUCCAAGCUGCCGACCAAGCCACUUGGUGGGACACACUAGAAAAGCUUCAGAAACUCCUACGGAAAGCUGCACACUCUCUUUAUGUGUCUGAGAAAAUAGAUCAUGAGGCAAUGCACAAUUACAUGAUGUCUGUGACAGAACGUGAAGUCAUAAAUGGAAUUCUCAAAGUUUCCAAUACAAGGAACCACUGCCUGGCAUACAUUCGGCAAAUUAACGCUGUGGAUAUGACGAAUCUUAAAGAAGUCAGCAAAUUCAUCGACACCUUGGGAAGGACAGUCGACAUAGAAGCUCAAAGGUUGUUAACUGAUCUUCGAGAUGUCAGGCUUCCGGCAAAAAUAGAAGCUUCUAAUAUGGUGAAGUAUACUAUUAACUGGACUGGUAAAGAAGGUCUAGCAGUAAAAUAUCAUGAAGAUUAUCUUCGCGAAUUCACAGCUCAUUUCUAUAAGCACAUAACUCGUUUGGUAGAUCGUGCUAUGAGGAAGGAAGAUCUCAGUAGCCAAGGACACAUUGUAACAGAGAUACUACAGCAUCUUCAAGCUGGGAAAAGUUCAGUUUCUACAUUCCAAGGAAGAGAAUAUGAGCUGAAUCGAAUUAAAAGUUAUAUCCAGUCAGACUGUGUGCAGCCUUUUGUCCUUCAUGGCAAAGGUGGUUCCGGAAAGACGUCUCUUUUAGCUAAAGCAGCGAGUAUGGUAACCACAUGGUGUCCCAAGGGAACGAAACCUAUACUCAUUCUUCGUUUUCUUGGUACUACACCAGAUAGCUCUAGUGUCAUACCAAUGCUUACAAGCGUUUGUCAACAAAUAAUGUAUAAUUAUAUGAUGCCUUGGGAAGGCAUACCUGAUGAUCUUAUACCUCUUAUUGCUUUUACAAAACGUCUGCUGACGAAGAUUACAUAUGAACAAGCUUUAUACAUAUUUCUGGAUUCAGUGGAUCAGCUAACUGGUCCAAGUGAUUCGAAUAAGCUAACGUGGUUACCCACAAGGAUUCCCGACAAUGUUAAAAUCGUAAUUUCAACAGCUUCUGAAGGAGAGGCAAAGGAAUAUCAUUUAUUGAAGAAAAUGUUAGGGAAUGAAAAUCAGUUUGUAGAAGUCCAUCCGCUGGGAGAAGAGUUGGCAGAACAUACAAUGAAAUGUUGGUUACAAAUGAAUGGUAGAGACCUCAAUAAAUAUCAGUGGAACGUUGUGAAAAAAGCAAUCAGUAAAUGUACAUUACCAAUAUUUAUUAAACUAAUAUUUGCAGACGUUAUGAGAUGGCGAUCUUAUUCAAAAGCUUCAGAAACUAUUUUAGCUUAUACUGUAAUGGACAGCAUUAUGAAACUCUUCGAUCGCAUUGAAAAACAGCAUGGGCGGUUGCUGGUAGCUCAUGCUCUAUCUUACAUCACAGCUUCCAAGAGUGGCUUAAGUGAAACAGAACUUGAAGAUUUAAUAUCUUUGGAUGAUAUAGUUCUAGAUGAUGUGUAUCAGUAUCAUAUGCCACCGGUUCGAAGAAUACCACCUCUUCUUUGGACGAGAAUUCGUAGAGACUUACCAAAUUACCUUUCAGAGAGAGAAGCAGAUGGAGUUAGUGUCUUGAACUGGUACCAUAGGCAGUUCCGAGAUGCUGCUAUAGAACGCUACUUUGUGAAACCAGAACUUGUACAGUAUUUCCAUUCUUCCAUCGCUGAGUAUUUUCUCGGAACAUGGGGAGGAGGGAAGCCCAAACCAUUCAAAUACACAGAAAUACAACGUUACCGUUUCGGCCUCAAGGAACAAGCAGGUACAGCUGAUAGGAAAGUCCCUUUACAACCCCUAGUCUUCUACACAAACGACGGUCGUGUAUCGGGUUAUAAUAAACGAAAAUUUGGAGAGUUACCAUUUCAUUUAGUUCGUUCACUACGCUAUGAAGAUCUUUUUGAAAAUGUUCUUUUCAAUUACAUGUGGCUUCAUAGUAAAAUUAGUUGUUGUCCCUUACAAACAAUAUUGGCCGAUUUUGAAGAUAUGGUGGAGCAUCUAAACGAUAGCGAACUUAUCAAGCAACUGAAUAUAGUAGCUGACGGCAUGAGAUUAGGUGGUGUGGUCUUAGCCCAACAUCCAGAUAUGUUGGCCUCCCAGAUUAUUGGAAGGCUUUUGCCAGUUAAAGAUAUAUACUCAAGAGUCAAAGGGCUAAUAGUACAGUGUGAUAAUUUAGGCACACAGCACUGUGCUUUAGUACCAGCUUUUCAUAUUUUACAUACUCCUGGAGGACCUCUUAAAUACUCCCUCGAAGGUCAUCCUUUCGCUAUUUUUGGAUUUUGUCUUACCUCCGAUCAACGUUUUGUGCUUACGGUUUCAAACAAGUUCCUCAUGUUCGAUCUUAUGACAGGAGAAAUUACUUGUGAUGUCGAUCCUGAGAUACCUGGUAUCAUGCAAGCUUUAGCACUAAGCGCUGAUGACAAAUAUGCCAUAACUUAUACAAAUCAUAACGAGAUUAUCAUUCUCAAUGCUUUAUCUGGUGAUGUAGAAAUAGUGACAAAUAUGUUUGAAAGCAGACCUAUUACUGGAAUUGAUAUUUAUAACAAUAUAGGCAUAGCAUGGACACCAAAAGAAUGGGUCACUUUCCACGAAUCAAAUGGGGAAAAAUUAUCAGUUAAUUCUAUUGAAGAAACAGAAUACUUUAUAUCACAUGUGCAUUUUUUGGAUGAAGCUAACUACUCCAUUGCGCUUUCGAGUCACAGGAAAGGCAAAGAGAACUUAAGAGCCAAUCAUCUAUUAAGAACAACAAUAAACGGAAAUAGUAUUAAUGAACUUACCAUUGAUAGCGCUUUAUAUAUAGUUCAAGAAAGUAAUGAUAUUUAUGCAACGCAGGAUUUCGAGGACAUUUACCACGUUUGCCAUUUUAAAGCAUCCACAGAUGGGUGGAAUAAAGUGAAGGAUAUAGGAGAAAUUGAAAUCCGAGUCAUGGCACUAGAACUUUCUCCCGAUGAACAUUUUCUAGUGGGAACUACACCGGUAGGAUUUUGUUUGUGGAAUCUCGCAACUAACAAAAAUGUAUCAUUACAGCUUCCUAGUAACGUCAAGAAUAUAUCGACAAAACCGUUUCAUUCCCAGAGCUCAUUAGCUCUAACAAAGCAUAACCAAUAUGCCGUUGGCGGCAUCAGGAAAUCUUUGUACAUAUGGAAUCUGAAAGAUGGACAGCUUUUGAAGGAAGUAGAUGCUCACAUUGCAAGGAUCAUGAAAAUAAAAUCUUUGAUUAUCGAUGAUUUCAACGGGAUUGUGUCGUCUUCGAUUGACAAAACUAUAAAGGUCUGGAACAUCAAGAACAUUUUCGAGAAAGUCUACACCAUUGAUCGCAUGGAUAUGGCCAUUGAUGCCGUCACUCUUUCUGCCGAUGAUGAAUUGGCAGUAACUAUUACCAGAAGCAGCGUUGGUGUCUGGAGUGUACCGACUGGUAAACUAUGGAGUAAACUGGUGGAUUCACCUGUGGGGGCCAUUGUAACGCAUGCUGUGAUCACAGCCGAUGGACGUCAUGUGAUAAGUUCGGAAUCAGGGAAUCUUCUUAUUUGGAGCUUGAGAAAGGGAUGUGUCAUAUUUCGUGAAAAGCAUGCAAACAUCAAACAGUUACUUCUUGGAAUAGAAGAUAAGAUUAUCAUUGUCAUCACAUCUGAAAGUGAUAAGGAAUCGAAGUGUUCCAUGCGACAGGUGCCUUCUGGUGAAUUAUCAUACUCUUUCAACUUUCCGUGUGAAGUUCCGUCACCUGCAGUCAUUACCAAAAACAAUGUGAACCUUGGAUUACUAAGCAUGGAUGGAAUUCAAAAAGUGGUUCUGGUGCAUAAUAUUAAGAAGGGAAAUUUCAUGUUCAAAAUACCUCUGGUCAGCAUACAACUUUUGGGAUUUAGCGGGAUCUUCCAGUUUCCUGGUCGAGCAUCGACCAUCGUCAUCGUCAGCAAUGAUGCAUCAUGGAUUGUUGAUAUUGAAACUAAGAGACUUGUUCGUGGAAUCAAAAGGUGGAAUGGAGCCUGCACCAGGGACGGAAGGUACGGUUUAGUCGCCCCUAACCAGGGUGGCUUAGAAAUGAUCGAACUACGGAACGGAAAAACAGUAAAGGUACUUAUACCACCUGUUAGUGAAGGUGUAUUUGCCGUUACUGCGAAAUUCAACAGAACUGACAACUAUGUUUUAUACUACCACAGUGGAAGGCAAACAAUACGAUUGUUUCGUGUUAGUAAUGGAAAGAUGAUUGCAAAUUACAAAUUAGCCGCUGAAGCCAGUGAUUUCACUACUACCCAUGAUGGUCUGUCAGUUGUUGUUGGGGGUGUCGAUGGCAGUUUCGUUGUUCUUGCCAUAGCUGAUCCUGAAAAUGAAGAAUCCAAACAAAAACUUCGUAAUCUACCUAGUAGAAAUGAUGGUAACAUAAGGUCUCUGAGAUCUGCUGUGAGUUUCAAGACAGUUGCUAAUUUAACAGUUACUGCUGCGUAUACUAAACGGCAAUCAACUUGCGAAGAAAGCGAAACUUCGAAAGUUUGUUGCGUAUCGUAGGAUAAAAAUAAUUAUUUUAAUAAAUGAUCCAUACCUAA
Messenger RNA from Stegodyphus dumicola, 5057 nucleotides. Its product is annotated as NACHT and WD repeat domain-containing protein 2. Lineage: Eukaryota; Metazoa; Arthropoda; Arachnida; Araneae; Eresidae. Gene Ontology annotation, molecular function: protein binding. The record is from RefSeq and is a predicted model, not a curated record.